UUGUUUCUUUUUAGGUGCUCUUCUUGUCCGGAAUCUUCUUGCUCUACUGGAAAAUGUAUCAAUUUUGCUCAGCUUUGCGAUGGAACUGCAGAUUGUCCAGAAAAUGAUGAUGAAUCUGAUUGUCGAGCUUCAUUUUUCCGAUUAGCUGAUGGAAAAUCGGAUAUGAGUGGAAAUUUAGAAGUGAUGUUCAGAUCGAAAUGGGAACCAGUUUGUGCUGAUGAGUUAGAACAACUUGACAAUAUUUGUCAGAUUAUGCGACUUGGAGAUACGGGAAGCUUUUUGAGAGAAACACAAAUAUCUGGAAAUUCUACAAAAUCAGCGUGGAAAAUCAUCGAGGAUCGGAAAAUAAUGAGAGUUUCAAAAUGCCGGAAAUUGGCAAAAAUUUCAUGUCAAUCUUCUUCGACUUCAUCAAUUUCUCUUGAAUGCGGAGCAAGAUAUGUGGAAAUAAAUGCAAGGGAUGCCAGAAGAGCUCGAAUCGCAAGAGUUGUUGGAGGAUUUGAAACUCAAGCUGGAGCAUUUCCAUGGACGGCUGCGUUGAAAAUCAAGAAAACUGGAGAACAUCAAUGUGGAGCAUCGAUUAUUGGAAGAAGGCAUUUGAUCACAGCAGCACAUUGUUUUGAGUGGGUUUUUUGGGAGUGUAAAAUUGGGGAGUUGAAAAAGUAACAUAACACUUGACAUAAUUUAAAUUCCAUGUAGAAUCGGUAUUUAGAAAAAAAAUUUUUUCAAAUAAUCAAUUUUUUCGAACAUUUCAUAUUUCAGCUGUCCAAACAGUAGGUGGGAGGAAAAUUUGAAUAUUUCAGAGUUAAAAACGUUUUCCAUGAGUAUUAAAAAAAAUGAUUUCAGAGAAGAUGAUCGUCCAUCUUCAUAUCAAUUAAUAAUUGGAGAAUGGGAUAAUAAUAAAACCGAAGGAACUGAACAAAUAUUCGACCUGAAAAGAAUCACAUUUUAUCCAACUUAUAAGGAUAUUUUCUCGCAUGAUAUUGCAAUUCUGGAAAUCGAUGAUCCUGGAAUUAUAUUCGAUUUGUAUUCUCAACCAAUUUGUUUGCCAGAUCGAGAUUUUGUUUAUACUCCUGGUAGACAAUGUGUGGUUUCAGGAUGGGGGAGUAUGGGAUUACGUGAGUUUUUUUUUCAUUUCGAAAUUUUUGAAGAAAAUUUUAAAACUCCAAUUCUCAAAACAAAGCAUGAAUGUUUUAUUCCUAAAAUAUUCUAUUUUUGCAGGUUAUGCUCAACGUCUUCAAGCUGCUCUGAUCCCAAUAAUCGAUCGUUCUGAAUGCCAGAAUUCAUCCGAAAUUUACGAAUCAAUGAGCCGCACCGCAUUUUGUGCUGGUUAUCUAGAAGGCGGUGUUGAUUCAUGUCAAGGAGAUUCUGGUGGACCAUUUGCAUGUCGACGAGAAAAAGAUGGAGCAUUUGUACUUGCUGGAGUUAUAUCUUGGGGCGAUGGAUGUGCACAGAAAAAACAACCUGGUAUUUAUACAAUGGUUGCACCGUAUUUGAGUUGGAUUAAUAGUGUUUUGAUUGGACAGGAGAUGUGA
Caenorhabditis angaria is the source of this 1532-nucleotide messenger RNA. The record is from the annotation of a GenBank genome assembly. NCBI's taxonomy places the organism in Eukaryota, Metazoa, Nematoda, Chromadorea, Rhabditida, Rhabditidae.